Nicotiana tabacum (common tobacco) is the source of this 923-nucleotide messenger RNA. The record is from RefSeq and is a predicted model, not a curated record. Lineage: Eukaryota; Viridiplantae; Streptophyta; Magnoliopsida; Solanales; Solanaceae.
CUAUCAAAUUCGAUAAUACUUCCAUUGUCCUAUAAAUACGCUAUAUAGUAUCAUUACACUCCCAACUUUCUGAAAUAUCCUUUGUAUUCUUUUUCUCAAAACCUAACAAAACUUUUGAGAAUUUUUUGUUCCAAGAAAUAUGUCUCAAGAUUACCAACGUCCGUACUACGCUACUCUUACAUUACCAAAUGAUGUUUUUCACUUGCAAAGAAUGAACCAACAACAGCCUGAUAUUCCACAUGAUCAAACAAGUGGAAUAUCUAAUGAUACCAACAUGUUUGAAUAUUGGGAAAUAACGACUUACUGUGAUCUUGAUAUGGAUAUAGAUGAUGGCGAGGAACGAGCUGCUUGUUUCAUAUGCUGCUUUGAAUUUCAGAAUGGAGAUGCAUUAGUUACACUUCCAUGUAGCGAUGUGUUUCAUUUAGAUUGCUUCUAUGAGCGGCUGUGGAGAAGGAGGAAUGAUUGUCCGUUUUGUAGUGCUGAAGUUUUACCUGCACACGAAGUAAUAGUAGAAGAAGAAGAAGAAGAAGAAGAAGAUGAUGAUGAUGAUGAUGAGUUCGAGGAUGAAGAAAUAGUAGUAGAAGAAAAAGAAGAGAAGUUCGAGGUUGAAACAAGAACUUAUGAUGCUUCUUUAAUGGAUAUAAAUGAUGAGGAGGAACAAGAAACAUGUGCCAUAUGUUUAUCUGAAUAUCAAGACGAAGAUACCAUUGGCAAACUUCAAUGUGGCCAUGAGUUUCAUUUUGGCUGCGUCAACAAGUGGCUGCAACAAAAGAAUGCAUGUCCAUUUUGUAGAGCUUCAGUUUUGCCCGCACAUGACUGGUUACAUUCUUAAUUGUGUGAAUUCAAUAACAGUAGUCAUCAAUAUUGUUGUUACUAUUUUUAUUUUGUAAUAGUUAUCGUAAUGACCUAUUAACUUUUUAGUC